Molecule: messenger RNA, 1176 nt
Organism: Ochotona curzoniae (black-lipped pika)
Lineage: Eukaryota; Metazoa; Chordata; Mammalia; Lagomorpha; Ochotonidae
Gene: EIF3I
Product: eukaryotic translation initiation factor 3 subunit I
Exons: 11
Coding region: 108-1085 (325 amino acids)
Biological process (GO): cytoplasmic translational initiation
Cellular component (GO): cytoplasm; eukaryotic translation initiation factor 3 complex, eIF3m
Molecular function (GO): translation initiation factor activity; protein binding; RNA binding
Source: RefSeq, a predicted model, not a curated record
CGGGAACGAGGGGGCGGAGACCCAGCAUCCGGAAGUGGCUCCAGAGUCUCUUUCUCCUCUUCCGGUCCUGUUUCAGCCGCCGCUUUCCUCGCGCAGCCGCCGGCAGCAUGAAGCCGAUCCUGCUGCAGGGCCACGAGCGGUCCAUCACGCAGAUCAAGUAUAACCGCGAGGGCGAUCUCCUCUUCACCGUGGCCAAGGACCCGAUUGUCAAUGUGUGGUACUCGGUGAACGGGGAGCGACUGGGCACCUACAUGGGCCACACUGGAGCUGUGUGGUGUGUGGACGCCGACUGGGACACCAAGCAUGUCCUCACUGGCUCAGCUGACAACAGCUGUCGUCUCUGGGACUGUGAAACAGGCAAGCAGCUGGCCCUCCUCAAGACCAAUUCAGCCGUGCGCACCUGUGGCUUUGACUUUGGGGGCAACAUCAUCAUGUUCUCCACUGACAAGCAGAUGGGUUACCAGUGCUUUGUGAGCUUCUUCGACCUGCGGGAUCCAAGCCAGAUUGACAGCAAUGAGCCCUACAUGAAGAUCCCCUGCAAUGACUCCAAGAUCACCAGCGCCGUGUGGGGUCCCCUGGGGGAGUGCAUCAUCGCAGGCCAUGAGAGUGGAGAGCUCAACCAGUACAGCGCCAAGUCUGGAGAAGUGUUGGUGAAUGUGAAGGAGCACUCACGGCAGAUCAAUGACAUCCAGUUGUCCAGGGACAUGACCAUGUUCGUCACCGCAUCCAAAGACAACACGGCCAAGCUCUUUGACUCCACAACUCUAGAACACCAGAAGACGUUCAGGACGGAGCGUCCUGUCAACUCAGCUGCUCUUUCUCCCAACUAUGACCACGUGGUGCUGGGAGGCGGUCAGGAAGCUAUGGAUGUGACCACAACCUCCACCAGGAUUGGCAAAUUUGAAGCCAGGUUCUUCCACUUGGCCUUCGAAGAAGAGUUUGGAAGAGUCAAGGGUCACUUUGGCCCCAUCAACAGCGUUGCCUUCCAUCCUGAUGGCAAAAGCUACAGCAGCGGCGGCGAAGAUGGCUACGUUCGCAUCCACUACUUCGACCCUCAGUACUUCGAAUUUGAAUUUGAGGCGUGAGAAGCCAGAUCUCCUUCCUAGAGAAGGUUGCUCACAGAAAUUUUGGACUCUGAUUAAUAAAUUAGUUUGGUAAUAAAUGGUUUACUGGGCA